Molecule: messenger RNA, 1368 nt
Organism: Tachysurus fulvidraco (yellow catfish)
Lineage: Eukaryota; Metazoa; Chordata; Actinopteri; Siluriformes; Bagridae
Product: C-type lectin domain family 4 member K-like
Exons: 4
Coding region: 607-1026 (139 amino acids)
Molecular function (GO): signaling receptor activity
Source: RefSeq, a predicted model, not a curated record
UCUGAGUAGACGAUGUGUGGGCGGGGCUCUGCAUGACAGGGGCGGGGCUACACACGACAGGGGGCGGGGCAUUUCCGUGAAAACAAACACGCAGCAGUUAUUAAACUCUCGCCGUGAAUAAUACUUCUACUUUUUAGAACAGAAAGUUUCAUUAAAUAAAUAAAUUUAAAACAUGAAAAAUGUCCUGUGUUGAAAGCUUCAGCCACAUGAUGGCUCCAUGUGCUCUGUUACUGAUCUGUUCAUUCUAAUUCUUCUAAAUGAAUUCUGCACUUCUCAUUCCUGAAUAAAGUUUAGGAGAUGGUCCUGGUGCUUUCUGGACUUCCUUGUGUGCCCUGUAACCUUCUUCACAACAAUUGAACCUUUCUGCUGGAAGUUCUUGAUGAUCUGAUAAAUGGUUGUUUAAGGCGCAAUAUUACUAGCAGCAAUCUCCUUGAUUCUGAAUCCCUUUUUGUACAAAGCCAUGAUGACUACAGAUGUUUCCAUGCAGGAGGCGAUGGGAGAUGGAGCAGAUAUCCCAGGUUGUUGGCAGCGUUUGCAGUGUGUGUAGCACUGCUGUGUGUUCUCCUGCUGAGCUUCACUAUAGUGCAGUCUGUGAAACUCAACAAUAUGCCCGGAGAAAGAGACCAGUUGCAGAUCAGUUAUGAUAACGUGAGUGUUGAGAGAGACCAGCUUCACGGUGAGAGAAACCAACUUCAGGCUGAGAGAGACCAGCUUCGGGGUGAGAGAGACCAGCUUCACGAUGAGAGAAACCAGCUUCAGUCUGAGAGAGAUGGACUGCAGAAGUGGAGUAAGAUGUGGAAUUAUACCAUCCAGGGUCUAAAGUAUUUCACCACAAAGAGGACGAGCUGGAGCAAAGCUAGAGAGGAAUGCAGAUCGAAAAGAGCCGACCUGGUGAUCAUCAACAGCCGAGAAGAAGAGGAAUAUAUCAGUAGAGUAUUUGCUGGUGUGGCUUGGAUUGGUCUACAUGACACUGUUCAGGAAGGGAAGUGGAUGUGGGUGGACUGUACAGAAGUGAAAACAAAGUAAUUACUCACCAUACAGAUCUUAUUCAGCUUUACUUUGUGUGUGAAGAAAACAGGAUGUUCUGACACAUAUGCUGAAGCUGAAUGUAAUGCUGAAUUUACAACAUGGGCUGAUUAUCCAUGUGAAACUGAUUUCCAGGCGAUUUGUGAAAAAGGGGCAAAUAUUUAGAACAGAAAUCGGUUUUAUCUUGAAAAAAAUCUGUAUUUUGUUAAUCAGGGUCAACAAAGCCAUGGUUUAAGCCAAAUUCAUCUAGUUUUGCAUAAAGAAAAUCUUGCAGGAGAGUGAUGAGAUUUUUACAGUAAAUAAUCUGAAAUCAAUAAAAUCAAAUGCUUUUUUAUUUCUGUG